This is a messenger RNA of Colletotrichum abscissum, 441 nucleotides long. RefSeq lists its product as uncharacterized. The record is from RefSeq and is a predicted model, not a curated record. NCBI's taxonomy places the organism in Eukaryota, Fungi, Ascomycota, Sordariomycetes, Glomerellales, Glomerellaceae. The transcript has a single exon. Bases 1 to 441 code for a protein of 146 amino acids.
AUGCAUACAUCGGCGACACGCACCUCUAUAGGUGCAGUAGUCAUCCUUGUCGCGCUACCCCAGGUUCUUGACAUUAGCCCCCACGGGCUUGCGGGGGGAUGGCGAUUGGGCUUUAUUCUUUUUCUCUGGGUUAGAUUGUGUCCAGACUCAUCUGUCAGAUAUGGGCAGCUGUUUUGUGCUGCUUUGUUUUUGUGGGUUUAUAUUUUCCAUCGCAUUGGGACUUCGUUGCUCUUGUCUCAUGAACGGCGCAUGGAGUCAGGACAAGGAUAUCACGAAAGCGGACGGUUUGGCUGGAGUUCGUUGACUCUGUCUUCCACUGGGCUGGCAAGACAUGGAAUUCACUAUUUUUGUGUGUUAAGGCAUGGCUGGCCUACAAGUGAGGGUGUCUUGUCGUCGUCUAAUCGUUGCUCCCGUUCGGAGUGUUUUGAUGAUGCGCAAUGA